This is a messenger RNA of Lathyrus oleraceus (garden pea), 1458 nucleotides long. RefSeq names its product cinnamoyl-CoA reductase 1. The coding region runs from base 218 to 1192 and encodes 324 amino acids. Gene Ontology annotation, molecular function: oxidoreductase activity, acting on the CH-OH group of donors, NAD or NADP as acceptor. NCBI's taxonomy places the organism in Eukaryota, Viridiplantae, Streptophyta, Magnoliopsida, Fabales, Fabaceae. The record is from RefSeq and is a predicted model, not a curated record. The transcript has 7 exons.
AGAACACUUGAAUAAAAUAGUUUUGAAAAUUUAUCCAUGGCUUGCAAAAACCACAUAAGUACUUUGAAGGCAUAGAUAUAAGAAAAUUCACAAUUACUCUUCUUCCUUCCAAUGUGUACUAUUUCUCGACAAAAAGACGUUCAUUUUCGCACUAUAGUCACUGAUUCUUCAUGUCAAAAGAAGUUCGCAAUAGAGAGUUAAAGAAGAGAAGGUGAUAAUGGCAUCCAGUGGAGGUGUUAAUAGAAAGGUUUGUGUUACUGGAGCAGGAGGGUUUGUAGCAUCAUGGCUUGUUAAACUUCUUCUCUCCAAAGAUUAUGUUGUCCAUGGAACAGUUAGAGAUCCUGGUAGUCAGAAAUAUGAACACUUGCUUAAACUUGAGAAGGCUUCUGAGAAUCUUACACUCUUCAAGGCAGAUAUUUUGGAUUAUGAAUCUGUUUACUCCGCAAUCGAUGGAUGCAGUGGAGUUUUUCAUGUUGCUUGUCCUGUACCAUCAACAGUUGUAUCUAAUCCUGAGGUGGAAGUGAUUGAGCCUGCAGUGAAGGGGACAACUAAUGUACUUGAAGCGUGUCUAAAAGCUAAUGUAGAACGUGUCGUCUUUGUUUCAUCUAUUGCCGCGGUUUGUAUCAACCCUAAUGUACCGAAAGAUAAAGUGAUUGAUGAGUCUUUUUGGUCUGACAAAGACUAUUGCAAAGAAACUAAGAACUGGUAUUGCUUUGCGAAGACAGAGGCGGAAGAGCAGGCGCUGAACUUUGCAAACAGGACCGGGCUUCGUAUGGUGAGCAUUUGUCCUAGUUUAGUUUUGGGGCCAAUUUUGCAGUCAACCACUAAUGCAAGUAGCUUGUUUCUCAUCAAACUUUUAAAAGGCUGUGAUUCAUUGGAGAAUAAACGUCGAUGGAUAGUUGACGUACGUGACGUGGUUAGUGCAUUAGUUUUGGCUUAUGAGAAUCAUGAAGAAGGGAGGUAUAUAUGUAUUUCACAGGCUUUCACAACACGAGGUUUGGCAGAGAAAUUGAAGAGUAUAUAUCCAAACUACAAGUAUCCUAUAAAUUAUAUUGAGGUGGAUGAUUACAAAAUGCUGAGCUCAGAGAAAUUGCAAAGUUUGGGUUGGAAAUGCAGGACAAUAGAGGAAACACUGGUUGAUUCUGUUGAGAGCUAUAAGGAGGCAGGACUACUUCAAUCAGAACAAUUUUAGUUUCCUAAAAUCAAAAUAAAUGUGACUUGUCAAUGUUUUUCAGUUUAUGUAUUUGCUUAUGCUUCUCAAACUAAUGUUUGCUUUUAGAUUUACAAUGUGUUAUUAUUAAAUAACUUGAAACUUGAUUAGUUUCCCAAAGAACACUAAGUCAAACUUGAUUAGAGUACUUAAAAAUGCUGGAAAUUAUGGUUAAAUAAUUGUAAGAGAAGAUGUGAAUUGAAAGAUGAAUAUUGAUAUGCCAGUUGAGAUAUCUCUUACAAUAUCAA